Molecule: messenger RNA, 1278 nt
Organism: Ogataea philodendri
Lineage: Eukaryota; Fungi; Ascomycota; Pichiomycetes; Pichiales; Pichiaceae
Exons: 1
Coding region: 1-1278 (425 amino acids)
Biological process (GO): tricarboxylic acid cycle; succinyl-CoA metabolic process
Cellular component (GO): mitochondrion; succinate-CoA ligase complex
Molecular function (GO): succinate-CoA ligase (ADP-forming) activity; ATP binding
Source: RefSeq, a predicted model, not a curated record
AUGUUUACCAAAUCACUCAGAAAAGCUGUCCUGAAGACUGUAAGUUGCACAUGCCAGUCAAUUGACCUACUAACAGUACAGUCUCAAAGAAGAUUCUUGUCCAUUCACGAAUACAGAUCUGCUGCCUUGCUCAGAUCGUAUGAUGUCGGCGUGCCUAGAGGAGACGCUGCCACUACUCCGGAGGGAGCUUACGAGAUCGCCAAGUCGUUGGGAACCAACGAGCUGGUCAUCAAGGCCCAGGCUCUGACCGGAGGUAGAGGUAAGGGUCAUUUCGACAGCGGAUUGCAGUCCGGUGUCAGAUUGAUUGAGUCUCCAGAAGAGGCCAAGGACCUUGCUGGUAAGAUGAUUGGCCACAAGUUGAUCACCAAGCAAACCGGUGCCGCUGGUAAGAUUGUCACGGCCGUGUACGUUGUUGAGAGAAAGUACGCCAAGCAGGAGGCAUACUUGUCCAUCAUCAUGGACAGAAAGAACCAGUCUACCUUGGUUGUUGCUUCCUCCGAGGGAGGUAUGGACAUCGAGGGAGUUGCCAAGGAAAACCCAGAUGCCAUCAAGAAGUUCCCUGUGGACUACGAGGCCGGAAUUUCCGACGAGUUGGCCGUCAAGAUCGCCUCUGGUCUCAAGUUCACUCCAGAGGCCGUUCCAAAGGCUGCAGACACCAUCAAAAAAUUGUACCAGAUCUUCAAAGAGAAGGACGCCACCCAGAUCGAGAUCAACCCACUCACAGAGACCAAGGACCACGAGGUUUUGUGCAUGGACGCCAAGUUCGGUUUCGACGACAACGCUGCUUUCAGACAAAAGGAGGUGUUUUCCUGGAGAGACAUCACCCAAGAGGACCCUGAAGAAGUCACUGCCAGCAAGUUUGGUUUGAACUUCAUCAAGCUGGAUGGUAACAUUGGAUGUCUCGUCAACGGUGCUGGUUUGGCCAUGGCCACCAUGGACGUUGUUCAAUUGUACGGAGGAUCUCCAGCCAACUUUUUGGACGUUGGUGGAGCUGCCACUCCAGAAACCAUCGAGGAGGCCUUCAAGCUCAUCUUGACCGAGAAGGGUGUUAAGGCCAUCUUUGUCAACAUCUUUGGUGGUAUUGUUAGAUGUGAUUACGUUGCCGAGGGUCUGAUUUCUGCCACCAAGAACCUUUCUCUUGAGAUCCCUGUUGUGGUUAGAUUGCAAGGUACCAACCUCGACAUUGCCAAGAAGCUCAUCAGCGAGUCCGGUUUGAAAUUGUACUUGUUUGAGGACCUUGACGAUGCUGCCGAGAAGGUCGUCGAGUUGGGCAAAUAG